GAUGCCCAUAUUUACGGUGGUGGUGUCGAGUAGGAAGUGGGGGUCGUUGUUCUCCGAAGUCGCCCAAAGAAAGGGGCAGGCUCCCUGGUGGCACAGGAAAGUCUUUCCUUACCCCCCCACGAGGAACAGAGAGUGAAAAGGGGUCGCUGUCGACGUGUGGAUGGGAGCAAUGGGAGUUAUGGAUCGGAACGGGAUUACGUUCCGAGAGUGAAGCUGCCGCUGGUAGUGGGGGCUAGCCUCCUUCUGGGUGAUGUUGAAGAGCUUUACGUCUGCUGGAGCUCCUCCUGGUCUCUCUUCGAGGUUACUGUGCUCAACGUGAGCUAUCGAGUAUAUCAGGAGCUUCCAUGCCUUUUCUGGCCUGUUCCUGUUUUUCCAGGAGAGAAGUAGAGUCAAUUGAUGCUGGAAGCCAGAGCAAUGAAGUUGCUAGACAGUCAAGGAGCACUGUGCAAGAUGCUAGCAUAAUAUACACCAACAGUGCCAGUCACUAUGAGCUUCUAUCUGAACUAGGCAAGAGUUUUAGUAAUUUAACCACAGUGAACUUGGCUAAACACAUCCCAUCAGGUAAAAUGGUGGUUGUGAAACGCACUAAUAUGGACACCUGUUCUGAAGACAAUCUAGCCUCCCUGCAGAAUGAGCUUCUUGUCUGGCAAUUUCUCCGGCACCCAAACAUUCUGCCACACAGAGCCAUUUUCACGCAGGGCUGCGAGCUAUGGGUCAUUAUGGCAUUCACAGCUUAUGGUUCAGCCAGCAGCCUCCUAAAGUUGUAUUUUACUGAAGGCAUGAGUGAAAGUCUCAUUGCACACAUUUUUCAUGGAGUUUUGAAGGCACUGGAUUAUAUUCACCGAAUUGGAUGCAUUCACAGAUGUGUUAGACCCAACCACAUGUUAAUAUCUGGAGAGGGUCACAUUUACCUCACUGGUCUGCAUGGUCUCUGCAAUAUGAUCACAGAUGGACAAAGGCUAAAGGUUGUGUAUGACUUCCCAGAGUUCAGUGCAUCUGUUUUGCCUUGGCUGAGCCCUGAGGUUCUCCAGCAGGACUUGCAUGGAUAUGAUGCAAAGUCUGACAUCUACAGCCUUGGGAUCACAGCAUGUGAGUUAGCCAGAGGCCAAGUUCCCUUUCAAGAUAUGCUGCCUACACAGAUGCUGCUUCAGAAACUGAAGGGCUCAUUGUGUCUAGUGGACUUCAGUUUUCCUCCAGAGAAUUUACUGAUGAAGAAUUAUCGCUCUGGUGUAGAUUCUGGAAUUGGAGAGAGUGUUGCACCCUGCAGCAGGCUGAGGACAAACACAAAGGAAGGAUCUCAGAAUUCUAUGAAGAAAACAUUCUCGUCAGCCUUUCACAGCUUUGUGGAGCUCUGUCUACAGAGGGAGCCUGGAAAUCGACCAUCAGCAAGUAUGUUGUUGACCCACCCCUUUUUCAGACAGGUGCUGUCACAGUGGGCUGUCUGAGAUUCUGGACCUUUACAUCUCAGAAUGUGGCAGAUGAGGGCUGUGAGAAAGGGACCGUGGGGGUAGUAUGAGUG
Molecule: messenger RNA, 1519 nt
Organism: Stegostoma tigrinum
Lineage: Eukaryota; Metazoa; Chordata; Chondrichthyes; Orectolobiformes; Stegostomatidae
Gene: stradb
Product: STE20 related adaptor beta
Exons: 12
Coding region: 345-1445 (366 amino acids)
Biological process (GO): protein phosphorylation
Molecular function (GO): ATP binding; protein serine/threonine kinase activator activity; protein kinase activity
Source: RefSeq, a predicted model, not a curated record